Messenger RNA from Exophiala dermatitidis NIH/UT8656, 2928 nucleotides. RefSeq lists its product as uncharacterized. Lineage: Eukaryota; Fungi; Ascomycota; Eurotiomycetes; Chaetothyriales; Herpotrichiellaceae. The transcript has 3 exons. Gene Ontology annotation, molecular function: zinc ion binding. The record is from RefSeq and is a predicted model, not a curated record. Bases 619 to 2928 code for a protein of 769 amino acids.
GAGCAAGACAACUACGAAUCAGACCUGCGACGAAAGAGAGCCCAGUUGGGCAACCCGAACUUCAUGCUGGCCGCAAUAAGAUGAUUUUACCCGCUGCAUUCAAGUCUCGAAGAUUGAUAAAAGACGGCACAAUAAUUGAGCGAAUAAUGGUUGCCAAAUUAACAAAGAUAAUAUGACUCGAGCUGACUCGAACUGUGUCAUAGUGACGGGCGCAUUGCUCCUUGCCAGUGCGCACUGCCGUGGAAGUUGGUCAGUGGCUGAAUGUGUUUCCAGUUAAAGCCUUAGGCACGUCAACGCCUAUAAGCCACGAACAACACUCCCAGAUUGCUUAACAACACGCCUAGCUGAUAGAUCAGUAGCCUGUGCCACCUGUCUUUGCACUUCACGCUGUGAUCCUGUUCAACAAGUUGCACUUGCUUUCCUCCUCCCCUUCGCCUGCUCAUUUCUUGGUUCGAAUUUGACCUCAUCUGCCUCCUGAACUACGUUCCUUUCCUCCUUCAUUCACCCUCCACUAGCGUCCCAUCUAGGCGAAGAAUCAUCAGCCGACCUAAGGAGCACAGAUUCAAGUCAGAAACAGCAGUGGCUGGGCCUACCGCCAACUCACCAACUCACCGACCCAUGUCACCUGACACGAUUGGCCUCAACGGCACCAACCAGACCGACGGUCCAGUGGCUCAAGCAAACCUCCCUCAGCCUCGAAGCGCCCCUGAUUCCAAACCGGCUCAAUCGCGGUCUCAGACGCAAACCACGGCGACCAGGCAGAAACAACAACAGCAGCAGCAGCAGCAGCAGGCCCAGGAUGGCAUCGACUCAACAGCCACAGAACAGCAUACUCUGCCCCAGAGACCGAAAACAGAUAGCUCGACACCAACUGUGGUUCCGAAACCAGUGCCACAGUUGCAACGGAACAAUCCACGUGAAUUUCAGAUUAGCCAAGUGGUGAGAAGGUUUACGCCGGUUCGCAGAGAUCUCGACAAUGUCACGAAUCUGUCAUUCACGCUAAAUCCUUCUGAUCCCGACUUUCCCUUUGACCUAAACGGCUUGCAAUGCACCCUAACCGUUCCCCAGUCCUACCCUGGCAGUGGGAAGCCAUUGAUUCGAGUCACCAAUCCCGAGAUGCCGCGGGGCUACCAGAUUAAUGUCGAAAAGGGGUUUGACACUCUUGUAGAGAAGGCGCCUGGAAAGUCCUUAUUGGGUCUGCUCAACGAGUUGGACAGAAAUCUUGAGAAAUUCUUGACGGCAGAAAAAGCGACAACAAUCAAAAUUGUUCCAAAUGUCGAUAAGACUAGCACACCCCAAACAUCUGUUGCAACGGCGCCGCCCAAGCCACAUGAAGCAACUUAUGUACCCGUGGUUCCUUCGCGGCCUUCAUGGACACCACAACAGAGAGCUGAGGCUGCGGCCAAGAGACAAGCCGAUGUUCGUCAACUUGAAGCGCGCAUGGGCCGUUUACCAAACUUUCACAAGAGCUCUGAUGGGAUCAACUUCAAUAUCCCUGUAAGCCUGCCAAAUCCCAGUAGGCUUCCUCUAUCUUUGCAGUCGCUCAAGGAGGUCACCCUAUCCGUCCCCAGACUAUAUAACCUGGAACCGUGUACCAUCCAUCUGAAAGGGGUUGUGGGCCGGGAAGCAGAAAACGUCGAGAUGGCUUUCGAAAGACAUGCACGCGAGAACCCAAACAUGACGCUGAUGGCACAUAUCAACUACUUGAUCCAGAACAUUCAAACCCUGGCAUCGAUUGUUGCGGAGAAGCCAGCAUCCCCGCGAUCCACGCCAUCCGCUUUGGACACUCGACUGCCUUCUUCGCCGAAGCCAAUUGAUACCUCAGCUACGGAAGAUUCGGAACAUGAAGAGAGAAUCUUGGACGAAGAACGCCCGCACCUCAAACUGAUCCCUCGCCCUCCAGAGUGGAGUCAGCACGAGUCUGAAUCGGACUACGACUCUGAGACCACCUCCGCCUCCGGAAGUGAUACUGACUUUGACGAGGACGGAGAAGAUGGGGAGCAGGGAGGUGGUGCUUCGCUUCCUGCCCCUUCUACUUCUUCCGAGAGAGGUAUUAUCCUUUCAUUCCCCAACCUGGAACUCCAUAACAUUGAAAUCCUGUCUGUUGCCUCGUUGUCGCUGUCCGUCAAAUGCUUACGCUGCAAGUCGCCGCUGGACAUCAAAAACAUCAAGCCGAGCAAUACGACCACCAAUGCACAGUCGACAAGCACACCAGCAAGUCCUUCGAGUGUACGCGCGGAAUCCUGUCCCAAAUGUACUACUCCUUUUACGAUAUCAUAUACCUCGGAUCUCCUACAUGCCAAUUCUAUUCGCGCCGGCACCCUUGAGGUUACCGGCUGUACAAUCACCGAUAUGCUGCCCAGCACUUUCCAACCGACGUGCUCAUCGUGCUCCACCACCUUCCCCGUACCGCCGGGUAUGAUUUCCGUCCGUGGUGACACGCCCAUCCAGGUGUGCCGGGCGUGUCACGCUAAGAUGACUUUCACCAUUACCGAAGUCAAGUUUCUACGCGUGUCCAGCUCGGCAGCGGCCCUGCCAAUGCGACGUCCCAAGAAGGAGUCUCUAGGCAUAUCGGCAGGAACGCCGCUUCCGAACAACGGUGUAUGUGCGCAUUACCGCCACAGUUACCGCUGGUUCCGCUUCGGCUGCUGCGGGCGAGUAUACCCCUGUGACAGAUGCCAUGAUGCCGCCGAGGCGCACGUGAACGAACACGCCGACCGCAUGAUAUGCGGCUGGUGCAGUCGCGAGCAACGCUUUAAGCCAGAAGACUGUGCUGUUUGUGGCAGAAGCGUGAUCCGUCGACGCAGGGCCGGUGGCUUUUGGGAAGGCGGGAAAGGGACGCGGGACAAAAAGUUAAUGAGUAGGAAAGACCCAAGGAAAUACAAGCGGGCUCCUGGUGGUACUCUACCUUCGAAGAAAAAAGCCUAA